Aedes aegypti (yellow fever mosquito) is the source of this 2571-nucleotide messenger RNA. RefSeq names its product protein stoned-A. The record is from RefSeq and is a predicted model, not a curated record. The transcript is spliced from 3 exons. NCBI's taxonomy places the organism in Eukaryota, Metazoa, Arthropoda, Insecta, Diptera, Culicidae. The coding region runs from base 168 to 2537 and encodes 789 amino acids.
AAUCGACAUAGCCGAGCGACUUCAAAAGUGAAAAAUUUUCGGUGGGUGUAAGGUGCUUGCAGAUUUAGCUCUCCGUGAAAAUCCGUGAAAAUUCAGCCGCAAAAAUCAUCGAAACCCCUUGAUGACUUUGCAAAGAGACAUGCUUCGAUGUCUCGCUAGUCUAGAUAAUGCUUAAGCUACCCAAAGGAUUAAAGAAAAAGAAAAAAGGCAAAAAGUCGAAAAAAGACCAAGAGCUCUUCACCGAGGAAGAGCUAGAACAGUACCGCCGGGAGCAUCAGAACCAGGCGUCGUCGGCACUCAACUCGGCUGCACCGUCGGACAGCGAAGACCAACCAGGGGAAAAGUCCGAGAACGACGAAGAAUGGUCUAAGUUUGCUGCGCUCACCACUGGUAUCGAUACAGUUCUCAAGAAAACCCAGGAAGAUCUCGAUCGUAUCAAGGAGAAGUCUUUCUUCCAGAAAGUUCCCACUAAGGUUGAACUCGAAGCCAAGGAACGGGAAGAACAGCUCAAGCGCGAACAAGAGGAAAAGGAGCGAGCCGAAGCGGCCGCUAAGGAGGCCGAGGAGAAGAAGGCUGCCGAAGAGCUCAUCAACGCUGUUGUCGAACUCUCGGAUUCAGAGUCUAACUCCGAGGUCGAGGAGGAUAUUUUUGAUACCAACUACACCGAUGCUAUAGCUAAGGGAGAGUUACCGAUCGCCUAUAUACCGGAGUCUCCAGAACUAGAAGAAUUCGAAGGACCAGAUCCGUUCGAUACAUCGUACGCAGAAAAGGUUAUCAAGGGACCUGAAGUAUCCAAGCGUGGCAAGAAGAUUGUUAAUAUUGGCGCUGCCGUUGAAGUUCUUACCGGACGUGUAGAGAACGUAUCAUCCAAGUCAUCGAUUCGUCGUCCACGUCGAGGACCACAAAACUUACUCCUCGAAAGCUUUGACGAAGGUCAACCUGACGGAGAGGAGGCAAAACCUAGCGAGGAAGUUGCUGAACAGCCCGUGUUCACUUUACUAGACGAUCCAGCAGAGCUUCUGAGCGAUGCCCCUAUCGAUUUGAGCGUAUCCCUUCAUCUUGCGCUUCAGAAGGAACAGGAAGCCAAAAAGGAGCAGGAACCAACUGAACCUGAACUCAAUCUAGACGAAUUUGACGAUCUUAAAAAGCGUGAGUCAGUGGUUGAAGGAGACGAUUUUGAAUUACUUGUAGGUGAGGCCGAUCUAGGAGGUUCCAAGAAACCAUCUCGUCCACCGCCACCUCGACCAAGCGCCGGUCCACGCAUUCCAGAGGUCCCGGGGCUAGUUGACGAAGACGAAUUUGAUCUUGACGCAGACGAUCCGUUUGAUACCGGCUUUGUUGAAAGGGUUCUUCCGGCAACAGCCAAGGAGGACGACGAAUUUGAUCCCCGUGCUGGGGAAGCAGACGCCGUAGAAGACGACGACGACUUUGAUCCACGGGCAGAGGAAGAGUCCGCACCUGCAGCUCCAAUCCGUGCCAAGACUCCGGAUCUCUUCUCAGCGGAAGAACACGCUUCUCUGCAGGUUUCGGCAAACCUUACAAAAGAUCUUCUUUCGGGCAGUACUUCGGAUCUAACGGAAAUCGUUCAAACUCCUUUGGAAGUCUUAGCUGUUGGAACAGACGCUACCGCAUACGUUGAUCCUUUCGAUACUUCAGCCGUUACGUCGAUUGUUGCUCCGGGUAAAACAGAACUUAAGUUCUUGGAAGAAGAACUACUAGCAGAGCAACCCAGUACUCUAAAACAUUCUUUGAGUGAUCCAGACUUUGAUCCCCGAGCUGACUGCGAGCCACCUAAACAGGAAGAAGACUUUGUUGCCAUUGCACAGCGCAAAUCUUCGCUCAGUUUACAGAUAAACGGAGCAGCGGCUAAGAGCAAGACCGUCGUUUUUGCCGUUCCGACACCGGAUCUGCUGAAAAUCGACGGUGAUCAAUCUUUGAACAAGAAGCCCUUAACUCCAUACUACAACCGUGAAAGCUCCAUUCCGGAGUCGGAAGAUCCUUUCGAUACUUCUUUUGUACCGAGCAUCGCUCCGACGCAGUUGGAGAUCAAUCUCAUCGAGCAGGAGCUGAACGAGGCUACAUUAAAGCACAGUUUGUCGGAUCCAGAUUUUGAUCCCAGGGCCGUUACUCCGCUUGAGGUUCCUGUUGCUGUUGUACAACCCAAGUCCGAUCUUUUAGGAGUCUCUGACGAAUACAACCAAAAGGUUCUGACUCCAGCAAAGGAAGCGGAACCAUUAGAAGUCGAUCCUUUCGACACAUCGAUCGCUGUUAAUAUCCAGCCGGGCCGAGCUGAAUUUAAGCUCUUGGAAGACGAACUUAUUCCAGCCCAACCGGUUGUACCAGGCACUAGUCAGGACUUCUUAUCGGACUCACAAGAUACUGGUUCGAUCUUUGGGAAGGUACUUACCCCACAGCCGAGCAACUCAAUCGACGAGACUGAUAUCGAUCCGUUCGAUACAUCCUUUGCGAACGACUUGGGACCAGGCAAGACUGAAAUCAAACUUUUAGAGAACGAACUGUUCAGUAGCGGAAACUAGAAAGAUGGCGAAUCCCUUCUUGAUGGACGAUGAG